AAAUGAGUCGCGGAAGAGUACGUCGAAGAGAAGACGAUGACGAUGACCCCCUGACGAGGGAUGGGUUCAAUCCUCGGACAGUUAGCUACAGACCAAAUAUGGUUUGGGAUUAUUAUUUCACUAACCAACGCUUUUUAGAGCUUGCCGAGUGGCGUAGGAGGUAUUAUCCGACUAGCCCUAGUUGCGAUUGGUGUAUGAUUUUCAACCUUUACUGCAAUCGUCCUCAGGGGUGUGCGCAAUGCCUGGCCGCCUCUCGACCGUGUACCGGCGCCCCCAUGCCUAUGUCGUAUGGUCAGCCUACGCCGUAUGGUCAGUCUCAGCCUACGCCGUUCACUCAACCUAGGCCGUAUGAUCAGCCUCAGCCUGCGCCGUUCGCUCAGCCGGAGCAGUACUCGCUACCAUAUUCGAUACCGCAGCCGCAGCCGCAACCGCAACCUACACCGUUCCCUCAGCCUUUGCCAUUCGACGAUGGUCUCAUCGACCCGCGUCUGCUCGAAUAUGAUCAGCAACCACAACCACAACCUCAACCGCAACCGCAACCGCAACCGCAGCCUCAACCUCAACCGCAACCCAUGUCAUACUCGGAAGCAUACGCUCGAGCGUUCGUCGAGAAUGCCCCUAUUCCCAUAAGGACGAGAGAACCAGAUCUGUCGCAAACGGCAUAUACCGCUGGUCUGGUGGGCACUGUAUAUGACCCUAACAGACCAGAUGCAAGUAGUUAUACUCUACCACCUCCAGGAGGCUUUAGGCAAAGGCCUGAUCCCGUGCCGACUCCUACACCUGAUUAUACUUCUGGUUAUACUCCUGCUCCGCCUUCGGGUCAUACUCCUGCUCCUAAUUCUAGUUUUUUUCCUAAUAGCAUCCCCAGCUAUGACCCAUUCGCGGCCCCCAGCUAUUUUCCCGAUCCAGCUCCAGCUCCUCCUCAUUAUCCUGAUCUGGGUCUUGCUCCUAAUCAUCCUCCCCAAGGUUUCAAUUAUAAUCCUGCCCCUAUUCCUGGCCCAUCAGCCCGUAAUAGGGACGACGAGUUCAUUACCCCCGAACGGCGAGCUAACUUGCCACAUGAUUGGGAAAAUGGCUGGCCGCCAGGCGCUCGUCCGCCUCCGACGGACCGUGCUGGGCAUCCGAUUAACGAAUGCGACGCCUGUCGUGCAGACCACCCCGGCUACCCUUGCGAUGCUUGGAUAGGAGUAUCUCCGGGGGUUGGUUGCACUUACUGCAAGAAGGGCGACAGGUCUUGUCGCUGGGGCGAUGUACGCCUGGCUCCGCGACCUGACGGCUUGACGGAGCCGAUAAGUUGUGAUCGAUGUACGAGAACUAACAUCUUGGGUUGUUCCUGGCGAACUAGACCAACUGGUGCUCCCUAUUGGCCUUGUACAAGCUGUGAGCGUGCUAAUCAGCCGUGUACUCACGGGUUUCUAGGAGGUAUGCCGGGCUUGAGACCCCGGGAGCUUCUUGGCAGCGAAAAUACUCACUUCUCGGUCACCUGUUAUCUACCUGGGAAUUUUUCAAGACGGCAAGCGGGAAGUAGGGAGAGACAGAGUAAUCCGGCGAGAACGUUUAACCCCGAGGGCCCGAGAAGUCGUAGCCCCGGGCAGAUUCGUACCAUGACCGGGGACGCCGCUCAUCCCCAGCCAACGAAACUUCAACCGACCACGUUUGACGCUGCUGCUCCCAGGCGGCUUAACCUUUCCGGACGGCGAACCGACGGAGGCCAGCAAUGUCUUCUGUGUGCUAGUAGAGUUUCGCAAGGCCACACGCGCGCAAAUAGCCGGAGAUGUAACGCUGAUCCCUCGAUCCCUAGGGGGUGUGACCAGUGCAGUAAUUGGGGAGUGCAGUGUAUAGUUGACGGAGCAGCCCUUCCACCUACGAUAUGCACCAACGCUGGCACUGCACGGGACCAGGCCCAUUAUUCUCAUUGCGACGUGUGCGUUCGAUAUAACAGACCCUGCGACCGGAAACGGCCGUGCGACUCCUGUGUAAUUUUUGGAGUAGCAUGUCAAGGUGGAUCUGUCAAGGGGACAUUUCAUCGAGGAGUCCCGGGUGAUGACCAGCCCCUAUAUUACUUGAGAACCGGGUUCGGAGACGGUGGUGUCUUUACCAUGCCCGCUACAAGAGGUCGUCGUCCUGCGUUGCCUCUGGACUACCAUCUCCAAUACCGGCCGACAAACGGGUAUUCGGGGGUUGGUCUCGGUUAUGUGGAUGAGCAUAGGCGGCCGCGCACGAUACCACCACCUCCUCCUGGACUGCAAAUGCAGUACCCGGAUCCACCAGUUCCUCAGCCAUUACCACCGAACGAUCCAGAUGUUCCAGAUGUUCCAGAUGUUCCGGAUGUUCCGGAUGUUCCAGAUCAGCAGGGUUCGCUCCUUGAUGCCCCAGUACCGGAACUAGAACAACCUGUUGUUAAACUAGGCACACCGAUUUAUUCGCCAUUGAAUAUUGCACAGCCGGUAGUGAAAACUCCUGUUGUUAACCCAAUCCCUUCACCGUCGAAUCUUCCACAACCAGCUGCGGCACCCCCUCUUCAGCCAAUAGAGCAGGUUCCGCAGUUUGACGAUUCGGUAUUUGAUUUACCAUUCGAGCAUCCUGAUUUUUCGGUACCGGUACCAGAACCCUCUAAUGUUCCGCAAGACUCACAGGGACUUAAAUCACCAUCUGAUGUACUUAAAUCGCCCUCUGGCUUUACAGAAGCGGCACUGGGACCACCUUUACAACAGGAUGAAUCGUCUGGUUUCUCACCAGGCCGUACGGGAUCUGCUGAACAAGGACUGAACGAGCAGGAGUUUGAAGAAUUACUUUCUUCCUGGACAGAUCAUAAUACGAUGCUAAAUGAGCCCCCGCCUCAGACUGGGGUCGAUCCUCAGACGCAACCUGAUAACACUCAACAGCAGGCUGGACAUGACUUGUCAAUAAACCACAGCGUUCAACCGACCAACUUUGACUCGCCCCCUGAAGUUAACCCACCAUCCCCAUUCUUUAUUGACGAGCCUCCACCAGUUGAAUGGCCCUCUACAGAAGAUCAGCCUGCCCCGUCACCCUUGCCUAUGUGGAAUACUACUGAGCAUCUUAAUUUAUUUGGUUCGCCAUCGAACCAGCCGGCUCCAUCGCCUGAGUCGGGACCGCAACCUGCUCCGUUAGAUAGGUUGGUACCACCGGAUCCUGCUAUUUUCGAUGAUAUUAGUGCAUGGGGGGUUCCACUAGGCGAGCCCGCUCCGUCAGAAAAUGCCGAACCGGAUAAUAGCUUACGGGAUUCACCACAAAGCCAAUCUUCUCCGUCAUCUAAGUUGACACCACAGACUACUUCGUUUUUUGGGUUGUCGGUGCCGCCUGAUCCCUCGUAUGAGUCAACCAUGCCGCCUACUAUACCCAGCGAGGCAGUGGUAAAAACCCCGCAACAUCUACCAGUAUCACAAGCACAGCUUGCGCUGUCGCUUCCGCCACUUCCGGGGAUAGAUAGACAACAACAGAUCGAGUUGUGGGCACGACUCAUAGAAGCGGAUCACGAUCAGCAGGACGUGGCAGCACAUGACGCGAUUACCUAUGAUCAGUUGAUCGACAAAGAACUCGGCGUAGUUGACUCGGAAGAUGAGCGCGUGGCGCUCGACCAGCAGUCCCAUGUUUCUGUGUAUGCUGAUGUUUGGGGCGUCGCACAGCGUUUGGUAAGGGACCAUGAACAAGUAUUCGAUCUACGGACUAUAAGAAGACGACUAAGGAUGGACAUGCUGGCUAGAAUCCCUGCGGAGCAGUCACUCGUUGUUACUUUGUUGAAAGAGUUCCUCGGAGCGCAGCACGUAGCUGCUUUGCAGGUCUAUACGAAGGAGGUUCCGGUAAACCUCAAUUACGAAGGCAUAGAUGUAAACGCAGCGAUGGAGCUAAACCCAGGAAAUUGGCCGUUGAUAUACGUCACGCCCGAGUCCAAUCACCGUCCGGCCUCUCCUGGUCCCAAUCGUCCCGUCUUCUACGACCUAGGUACGGAACCAGUACUCGUCGAUGACCCCGAGCCACCUCCCAUUGGCGAAUCGGCGAUUAUCAACCGGGACUUGCUCGUACGACCGCGACCGCCCCACCCGAACCCGACAGCGCGCCCCGUGCUCGCUUACAUGCCUUUUGAGCGAGUGUACGAAGGUGGGAGAGUAGACUACGAGAAGAAAUUAGAGUGUCUGAUGCACGUGGACGGAAAGCCGUGCGGGAAGCUUACGGACCUUGCUUGCGAGGAUACACGACACUCAUCUCUUGUCCCGAUAUGUAUCGAUUGCGAGAUAGACUCUCGUAGACGUUUUCUCGCAAGCGUAACAAGAAUGCUAAUGCCUCUGCGCGCGUUCGCGUGUGCCGAAUGCCUUGACGGCCCUGCCGUUCUCACUGCGACAUACAACCGGACCGGGAACCGCCUGUUUGCCGGCUGUCCCGAUCCGAACGGUAUAAGCCCCGCCUGUCCUUCACCAGAUAUCGGGCUGUCUAAUGUCGGUGGGUACACGGGUCGGCUCGGGUACAUGUCGGGGUGCUUCUGCGCCAGCAAGAUACUCGGUCGCGUGUGCUGCAGUGCUCACAGGCUGGAGUACAUCAUCGACAUGGACCGGAAUAUCAUAGCGAUGGACGAAUGGCUCCGGGAGACGUACGGACGAACUUCGGUGUGUCCGUUCUGCAGAGUGCGACCAGGCAUCGACGCCUACAAGUUCUCGGGCCCGAAGGGCGGCGAAGGUAAGAAUAAGGUCUGGUUCUGCAAGGCGUGCCACGAUGUGGUUUACGACGCUGCCGGGAGUCCCGCGCGUGUCGGCGGUUUGGAUGGGUACAGAUACAUGCUCGGUAUCAUUCCUGCUGAGGACACACCAGAAUAUUCACUAGAGCCUCCGCCCGAGGCGGGACCCAGCGGAACGCAGGGGUAAGUCGUAGAUAUACGCUUUCUCUCGUAGAUAUGCGCUUUCUCUCGUAGAUAUGCGCUUUCUCUCGUAGAUAUGCGCUUUCUCUCGUAGAUAUGCGCUUUCUCCCGUAGUUUUCUCCGGUAUGCCGGUAAGUGGCAACAAGGCGAAACCAAGGUAUGUAUUCUCCCGUGCUUCUAAGAGUAAGUCGUAGAGAUUACAUGGCGCGCAAAUUCUUGAGUAUACGACCGCCUGAGC
Molecule: messenger RNA, 5111 nt
Organism: Daldinia loculata
Lineage: Eukaryota; Fungi; Ascomycota; Sordariomycetes; Xylariales; Hypoxylaceae
Exons: 2
Source: RefSeq, a predicted model, not a curated record